This is a messenger RNA of Ilex paraguariensis (yerba mate), 512 nucleotides long. The record is from the annotation of a GenBank genome assembly. Lineage: Eukaryota; Viridiplantae; Streptophyta; Magnoliopsida; Aquifoliales; Aquifoliaceae.
AUGGAAGAGUACAAAUUAUGGUACCUGCACGAGCUACUUAAACGGAAAAAUGAGUUGAGUGUGGAUGUAUAUGUCAUAGCCAUGCAACAAUUUGAAAGAGAAGCAAGAAAAUGUUAUGUUGAAUCCAUUAAACUGAACGAGGAUGAGUUUGUGGAAAUGAUGACCACUAAGCGACUGACCACAGCUCCAAGAGGCAGCUCUCCAGCGACCACUCCGGCGACUGAGCAGCUCCAAGAGGCACCACUCCAGCCUCCGGACUCCGGACUCCGACCCCCACAUCGUAGACUGAAAGCUAUCCAAAGUCAGAACCAAAAGUAAGUUUUCUUUAGAUUUUGAUGCUCCUGUAAAUCAUUGAGUGAUUCUGUGAGCACUAUCAUUGUUGAUUUAAACUACUCAUGGUAUUGGGUUUGUUCUGUUUUAAAAUUUUUUCUGUUCCUGUUCCAUCAUUUAUUCCUCGCGGUUUAACUGAUAAAAGAUGCUUGAAAGCUGAUUCUGAAACUUCUGUGAAUCUC